This is a messenger RNA of Serpula lacrymans var. lacrymans S7.9, 347 nucleotides long. RefSeq lists its product as uncharacterized. The transcript has a single exon. NCBI's taxonomy places the organism in Eukaryota, Fungi, Basidiomycota, Agaricomycetes, Boletales, Serpulaceae. The record is from RefSeq and is a predicted model, not a curated record. The annotation marks the transcript as partial.
CUGAUAACUCGUUUAUUCAGCUUGCAGCAACCGCGAUAUCAAAUACUCAACUCUCGCAUGCUACUCUUCCCAGUGCUAUCGCGGUGCAUGCUACUAAAAGAACUCGGAACGACUUCGAAGAAGUCAGGACCGAGCAGAGAAUUUGGCAAGUUAAGCAACGUCCAGGCUUACAACUUUUGGCACCAUGUAGGCUUAUUCGCAAUAAGCCCGGCAAAAUUUCGUCUCGUUGUAUUGUGCCAAGGCCUUCUGCAGCUUCGAAAAUUUCAGUAAAAUUUACUGACCCGCAAUUUAGCUGUGGCGAAUUAGACCGUCACAUCCAGCACGCCGGUGAAACGGCAUAUCUUACG